Molecule: messenger RNA, 9781 nt
Organism: Notolabrus celidotus (New Zealand spotty)
Lineage: Eukaryota; Metazoa; Chordata; Actinopteri; Labriformes; Labridae
Product: neuron navigator 1-like
Biological process (GO): nervous system development; neuron migration; neurogenesis
Cellular component (GO): axon initial segment; microtubule cytoskeleton
Molecular function (GO): ATP hydrolysis activity
Source: RefSeq, a predicted model, not a curated record
AUGAGCGGAGGAGUGAAUUUUAAAGUCAUACCUCAGAGUCAGAGCGACACGGGUGUCAGCUCGACUCUGCCUUUACCUCGGCGUAUGAUGCCUCUCUCAAAGAUGGAUCCAAAACAACAACAAUACAGCGCCCUCUCCAAUCCCACUGCGCAGUAUCAGCACCCCGCCAAGAGACGGCCUUCCUACCCUUUAUCUUCAGUUUCCUCAGGUCCUGCAGAGCUGCUCAGAGGAGCCGCUUUAAAGAACCACCUGAUGCAGCACAGAGCUGGCGUGCAUCCUCACAGAAGCCCGGCAGCUACAGAGCGAACUGACGGGACAUGCUCGGCCUACAGCAGCCCGCAGAUACCAAAGAGACAAGCCCCGCGCUCGAAAGAUACACUCGAUCUCCGCACCAGCACGCUGACCCAGAAGGCUUUGAGAGACCUCCAGCUGAGACGAAACGCAAACCAGAAUUGGACAUUCGGGAAAUAUCGCCUGAGGAGUGUAGACAAUGCGACUGAAGAUGAUGCUUUGUUUCAGAUGAGCCAGGAAAGAAGACGUCUGCUUCACAGUAAGAGUGCAAAUGGAAACGAGGAACCGGGGGUUUCUUCAGCUAGAGUGGGAAAGAUCUCCAGUCAGGGACAACGAGGAUACAAAAGAGAGGUGUCCAGUAACAACCAAAGGUCUUCUUUUCAAACAUUCAACAUGCCAAGACGAGCCAGUGAGCCAGGACAAGUCAACAUGGCUGCUGUUGCUCCCUUCAGGUUCAGGUUUCAGGUCCACGAGGAUGCAGAUGCCACUCUCGAUGAUCUCAGUGACUGUUCCUCAGACUCCAUGGAGGUGUGCUGCGAGGAUCUUGGAGGAAUGCUUGGAAAUAGUGUGAGAGGCAGAAAAGGAGAUUUGAAGAUGGAAAGGACUGAUAGCACAAAGGCAUACGGCCAAGCAGAUGGCAAAGGAGUUGGUAUGGCAGCUAAGAGGGCCAAAUCUGGAGUGCCCCAGAGCACACCGCGAGGUGAGCUGAAGGUAUACCGGGCUGGAAGCUCUGAUGGCAGGAUACCAGUAUCUUCCAGUCUCCGCAAGCAGAGGUCCAUGACAAACUUGGCCGUACUCACUGAUGCUGAAAAGAAGUUACACCUUUAUGAACCCAAGUGGUGCGAUGACAUGGCCAAGCCUGGAGCGGGGCAAGCAAAAACGGGCAAGCCAAAGACAGCAGGGGGUGGCAGCAGUGCCGGAGGGGGUGCCCCACUCUCUCGAAACCUUUCCAAAUCUGAACACUCGCUGUUCCAAGGCAAACCUAAGCCCUUCAGCCCUUUGGCUGCUCCCUCUCCUCUGAGCAAGCAGAGCCGCAUACCUCGUGGUCCUUACGCCGAGGUGAAGCCCCUGAGCAAGGCACCUGAGGAUGGAAAGUCAGAUGAUGAGAUCCUAUCUAGCAAAGCAAAGGCUAAUGCUAAGAAACCAGGAGCUGGGGCUGAGUCCGGAUCUAAAGGCCAGGGGGAGGAAGGGGGAGACAAAGCCUUCUUAAAAGUGGAUCCAGAACUGGUGGUGACGGUGCUGGGCGAUCUGGAGCAGCUGCUCUUCAGUCAGAUGUUGGACCCUGAGUCCCAAAGGAAACGGACCGUGCAGAAUGUCCUUGACCUCCGCCAGAAUUUGGAGGAUACAAUGUCGAGCCUGCGGGGCUCCCAGCUCAGCCAUAGCUGUAUGGACAGCAGCAACGUGGGCUACGACAGUGACGAAACCAACGCUCGCAGCAUAUCCAGCCUGUCCAACCGCUCCUCCCCUCUCUCCUGGCGUCACGGACAGUCGAGCCCUCGUCUCCAAGCGGGCGACGCUCCGUCCUCUACGGGAGGAGGAUAUCAGGGGAGCAAGAGCGCCUCCCAGUACACGGCCCACACCAUGCCGGCUCGCUGCUCCAGCCGGCUCAACAGCACGUCUCGCAUCGAGCUCAUCGAAGGGCUGGACGACACCGAGCUCAAGUCUGGUUACCUGAGCGACAGCGACCUGCUAGGAAAGAGCCUGCCGGAUGAUGACGACGACAACCUGGCGAAUGGUUGGGACGAGAGCAGCUCCAUCAGCAGUGGACUGAGUGACGGUGAUGGUGAUGGCUCGGAGAAUCUCAGUUCAGAGGAGUUCAACGCCAGCUCCUCCCUCAACUCCCUCCCGAACACUCCGCUGGGAUCCAGACGCAACUCCUCUGCCAUGCUCCGCACCGACGCAGAGAAGCGCUCCCUGGUGGAGAGUGGACUUUCUUGGUACAGUGAGGACGGAAAGGCCUGCCAUAAGCUUGAUAGUAGCAGCUUUGACACAGGGAGUCUCAAGACAGAGGCCCCAAGCAAGUGGAGGAAGAAACCUCCAAGUCUCAGUGAAGAUUUUGGGGUUAAAGGAGAGUUGAAAAAACCUCAGAGUUUGGGUCAACCAGGAAGUUUCAAAAAGGGUCGUAAUCCGCCUAUAGGAGUGACCUCCCCUAUCACACACACGUCUCAGAGCACACUAAAAGUCGCAGCACACAAAACUGAGAAACCCACGGAUAAAUCCAGGAUGUCGGUCAAAACUGCUUGUCUCCAACGUUCUCGUUCUGAUGCUGGAAGAGAUCAUCAUGGAGAGCAUCGGAAGCCCCCAUCAGGUCUCGUUAAACCCACUGCUGGAGCUUCAUUUCUCUACAAGAAACCACCAACAGCUACUGGUACCGCCACUGUGAUGACAGCAGGGGGAGCUACCAUCUCCAGUGGCUCUGCUACUUUGGGGAAAACCCCCAAGUCAUCUGGCAUCCCUGUGAAGCCUGUAGGAGGAGGACCACCCACGGGUCGAAAGAACAGUUUCGAUGCCAGCAGCGAACAGGGUUUUCUGGGGCCAAACGCCCGCAACAGCAUUCAGUACCGCAGCCUGCCUCGACCAGCCAAAUCCAGCACACUCAGUGUGAUUGGUCGCCCGGCAUGUAGGCCUGCCAGUGGUAUCAUUGACCCCGGUCUGUUGGCUUUGAAACCCGUCCCCAUGGCCUCCACAGGCCCCAGGAUCAAAGAAUUGAGUAGCGGUAAGAUGGCUAAUCGAACAAUCACAGGACCGGUGAACCAAACGGACAGAGAGAAGGAGAAGGAGAGAGCCAAGGCAAAGGCUGUGGGCGCUGACAUGGACUGUGGUUCCCUGAAAAGAGAUGAGUCUCUGUCCACAGGAGAGUCUGCUGUGAAGCUGCACGGCCUGAGACGGACCAGCAGCAGCAAAUACCCAGAGCUGUCAUCUCCCACCACACCAAGGAUGCUGAACACAAAGUCUCUUGGUCGUCCCCCAAGCUUGGCUCACCUGGACAAAGUCAACUCCAACAGUCUAGACUCCUGUAUGUUGAUCCAGGACCUCCCUCCAAAAGUCCCUCCAUACUCCAAGCUGCAGGACUUGGCUGGUUCCCACGUCUCUUCCCGUCUCACUCCCAGCCCAGCGCCUUUGCUCCACAUUGAUUCCCCAGGCUCCUACACCAGUGAAAGCCUGAGUCUGAGCGGGUCACCGCUGCUCUACCCCAAACUGACAGGCAUGCACCGCAGCAUGGAGUCCCUGCCCCUGCAGAUGAGCGUGCCUUCCAGUGCCAGGUUUGUUAGAGCUGAGUCGCAUCACAAAGAGGAGAGGGGCACAGGAACCUGGGGAGCAGGAAGCAGGACAUCCCUCAACCUACCAGAUAGCUUGCAGACGGACAGAAACACCCUACCAAAGAAAGGCUUAGAACGCUAUGGCUCAAGCCUGUCAGAUAGUGAUGGAGGCAAACCGGGACGGCGCCACUCCCACACCAUAGCGAGCAUGACAGAGAGCAAUAGCCCCCCUCAGCUGCCUUCUCCCACCCGCCACCUCCUCCCCUCCUCUGGCAAGGCUCCUCUCACUAACGUGGUUGCCCCAAUUUCUAGUGGUACCCCGAGGAUAUCACGCUCCAACAGCAUUGGCCCCCCCGGUGAGUCAGCCUGUGAUCUCUAUGGAUCCUCCCCCCUGGGCAGCAGUAUGUCCCUGGCUGACCGGCCAAAAAGCAUGAUGCGCUGUGGGUCUUUCCGAGAACAAGGGGACGAUGUGCAUGGCUCUGUUCUGUCUCUGGCAUCCAAUGCUUCAUCCAACUAUUCUGCGAGUGAGGAGAGGAUUCAAGGAGAGCAAAUCCGCAAGUUGAGGCGAGAGCUGGAGUCCUCCCAGGAAAAGGUUGCUGACUUGACCAUGCAACUUUCUGCCAAUCUAGGCCAGGCUAAUCUGGUAGCAGCAUUCGAACAGAGUCUGGCACUGAUGACAGCACGCCUGCAGACCUGUCAGUUUUCCUCAGAUCAAAAGGACUCUGAGCUCAGUGACCUGAAGGACACCAUUGAGAUUCUUAAAGUCAAAAACACAGAGGCCCAAGAAAUCAUCCAAGGAGCUCUCAAUAAUCAGGACUUGUUACCUAAAGAAACAGAACCACUUAUCAAUCGCCAGAACUCCUCAGAAAGCAUCUGCAGUCUCACCAGCACCACAAGCCACUCCAGUAUGGGGAGUCUUAAGGAGCAGGAGGCCAAGAAGAGAAGAAGAAGAGCUGGAGCCCGGACUGAAAAAGCUCGAAAGUCUUUGGACUUCAAACAGGCUCUGGAAACAACCAACAAGCUCAUGUCGGUUGAUAUGAGAGUGUGGGCAGGCUUAUACUUAUUACGCAGCUCCUUCAACAAGGCCUUCAGUAAGAAGGGCUCAAGGCAGGACCGUAUGCUGACAUCGAGAGAUUUCCACCCAGAAUCCUCUGCACCUUCCUCCCCCAAAGUCCACCAUGAGAGCUAACCUUCCAUCUUCACUGAUAUCCUCACCUCUGAAACGUCAGUGGGACUCUGUGAAGGAGGUGAGGAGGAGGGCGAUAAGGUGGUAACAGAGCUGCGCUCAGAGCUGUGGGAGAAGGAACGUAAACUGACAGACAUCCGCCUGUAGGCUCUGAGCUCUGCCCAUCGCCUGGAGCAGCUGCAGAUGCCAUGACCACAUGCAGGUGUGACAGUGCGAGACCUGAAGGUUGAGAACGACCAUCUGAAGACAGGCACUCCCUGUCCAUCUCCUGGACCCUCCAGCUCUGCCUCACAGUCCUCAGGUCUCACCACUCUGUGCAGUACAUCUCCUCGACAGUCUGUGGCCAUGAAUAUGCCCAAAAGCUACAGCAGAGGGAUGAGUGAUGGGGGCAGCUCAGACGUCCACUCCACGGACUCCCUCAUGCUCUCCUCUCAGAGAGAUGAUCAUCGUGUUCGCGUGGUGAUUUGUGUUGCAGAUUUACGUGUCUUUAAAGAAGAGGUGAAGCCUCAGGAUUUCUUUGUGGGCACAGUUCGGGUGAACGGCAGGAUGGACUGGCCCAUGCUGGACUCAGCUGUCAGUCAGGCUUUCAAGGUGUAUGUAGCAAAGGUUGACCCCACCUCCAGUCUGGGUCUGUCAACAGACUCCAUCUACAGCUACAGCAUGGGCCACAUUAAGAGAGUGCUGGGGGGUGAAGCUCCAGAGACGCAGCCCUCUCGCUGCAUGUCCCGAGGCCCCACUGGCAUCACAGUGGCUCUAAAAGGUUUGAAGGAGAAGUGUGUGGACAACCUGGUAUUUGAAACCCUCAUUCCUAAACCCAUGAUGCAGCACUACAUCAGCCUGCUCCUCAAACAUCGCCGUCUCAUCCUGUCUGGUCCGAGCGCGGGUAAGAGCUACCUGGCUUCCCGGCUGGCUGAGUACCUGGUGGACCGCAGCACUCGUGAGGUCACUGAAGGCAUUGUCGCCACUUUCAACAUGCACCGCCAGUCCUGCAAGGAGUUGCAGCUUUAUCUUUCCAACCUGGCCAAUCAGAUUGAUCGGGAAACCAGCAUGUCAGAGACUCCACUGGUGGUGAUUCUGGAUGAUAUUCAUGAGCCUGCUGCAAUCAGUGAACUUGUAAAUGGUGCUCUCACCUGCAAAUACCACAAAUGUCCUUACAUCAUUGGAACAAGUAACCAGCCAGUGAAGAUGAUCGCAAACCACGGCCUCCAUCUCAGCUUCAGGAUGGUGACCUUCUCUAACAACGUAGAGCCCGCCAACGGCUUCCUGGUGCGCUAUCUGCACAGGAAAAUGAUGGAGUCAGAGGAUGAAAGAAGCUUGACCAACGACGACCUGAUCAGGGUGUUGGACUGGAUGCCCAAACUGUGGUAUCACCUGCACGCCUUCUUGGAGAAGCACAGCACGUCAGACUUCCUCAUUGGCCCCUGCUUUUUCCUGUCCUGUCCCGUCACAGUGGACGAGUUUCGAUCGUGGUUCAUUGACCUCUGGAAUCACUCUAUCAUUCCGUACCUGCAGGAGGGAGCCAAAGACGGCAUCAAGGUCCACGGCCAGAAGGCGGUAUGGGAGGACCCGGUGGAGUGGGUGAGGGGCACCCUGCCUUGGCCGUCUGCCCAGCAGGACCAAGCAAAACUUUUCCACCUUCCUCCCCCUAGCAUCGGCUCCAGCAGCCCCGGUCAGUUCUGCGAGGAGAGGCCUCACAAGGAAACCCCACCCAGCUCCAUGGAAUCUGAUCCAUUGAUGGCAAUGCUUUUGAAACUUCAAGAGGCGGCCAAUUACAUUGAAUCCCCAGAAAAAGAAGACCCUAGCCUGCCUAAACUUUGAACACGAAGCUCACAUUUAUCACUUAGCACUUCAAAAUGUUUUUGUAUUCACUGUCAUGAGACGGUGCUCAUUCAGGAACAAACAAACCCUCAGAAAUAGUUUUAGCUGGAUUUUAACUGUUAACUCCACAGUGCGUUUAACGUGUAACUAGGUUAUUACAAAUCAUCUUAAUACAUACGCUAUCUAAAUAAGACUGUUUACAAGUACUGAAUGAAAAGACAUAUUCUAUAAAUGUACUCUAUAUUUGACAGGAUGACAUUCACUUCACCUCACAUCCCUCUCAGCCACGUUAGCCCUCAGCUCAUCUACAUCGGUGCUAGUUGAUCACUACUGAACUCAUCUUAGCACUUACGACUUCAGGUGAUUCCUGCAGCUGCACACACAGUCCUCCCUGCUCUGUGCUUGAGUGCAUCAUGGGAUACGCAGUGCUUGUCAACAGGAGCUAUUCUCAGUUUUCAUGUCUGGUUUUGGAAAAGAGUAUGACAGCAUCACAGAAGCUACUGUUUAUUGCAAAAGUCUUUGGUACAUAUCUACUGUAAAGUCUUCUAAGGCCAAAUCCUAGACAUAUGCAACCCUGAACUUUACAACCCGAGCAGGUCAAAUCAAAUAAAUGCCUUAAAAACAGACUUCAGCAUCACUUACACUUCAGCAGAGUUAAACCGGUGCUUUCAUCAUGUAUCAUGAUCAGCUGCAGCUGUCAGAGUCAGUCAGUCCCUUAACUGUUUCAGUAUUUCUUUCAAUUUCUCUUCUUUUAUUUACAAUAUGAAAUGAUGAAUUAUUACAUGAUUAUAUGUUGGUACACAGUCACAUAUUUCAUGUAUGGUUAACAAAUCAGUCUUGCUGUCAUACUCUUUUUCAUAAAACAAUAACUUCUAUAUUAGUGAUGAGCUCAUCACCUCCUCACUGCACAGUACCGUAUUUUCCAAACACUUAAUUCAGUUUUGGUGCUGCUCUGAGCAGUUUCACCAGUGUUGCCAUAUUUAUCAGGUGUUAGAAACACAGGGAUAUUAUAACAAAACAACGCCCUUAAAGAUUUAACAGAUUAAGUAAAUGCUUUUAUAUUAAAUUCAUACUUUGUUUGUAUGACAUUUAUCUAAGAAGGAGCACAGUUGCUUUAAAUCUCCCCCUCCAUAUCAGAGUAGUUAUGGUAUAUAUUAUGUACAUACAAUCAGGCUACGUCACAGUAUUUUAUCUGUAUUAGUUGGUGCAAUUAUCUCAAAUACUGAACCAAAUACUGUUCUUUAAUCGAGCAUAUUCACCGUCAAGUUAGGGUUUAAGUUCAGCUAUGAAUGUAUAGAAACACUUCUAAUGCGACCAUUUAACAGUAUGAAUCUUUAGACGGUGCUUUUAAGAAGCCUUAUCACAAAGCAAACACUUUAACAGCAGCUAAGUAGAGUGACUUUAAUGCUACCUAGGCUCAUUUCAUUUCCAACACGCCACAAGCAGAAUUUAAAUCUCAUUCUUAAUGUCACUCGUGCUCGCAUAAUCAUCAUUUAGGUACUUAUGGUGCUCUUUAACAAUGUCUGAAACCAUUUUAGUGCGAGUAAACAUCAUGUAGACUUUCAGGGUAGCUUAGAAAAGAUGUGAAAUGUGAAAAAUAGAUCUGGAAGAUAAUCUCUGUGUUGGUGAAAAGUAUUGAAGACAUCCGUAGAGGCAGUGGAGUCACUGUGAGACAUUGUACGGUGCGCGCCCAUGUUGAUGUCGUACGGUAUUCAUGUGUAGGAACAUUUAGGUACACAUCGGACAAAUUAACUGAUAACGGAGACAAAAGUGAAAAGCUGAAAAUGAAACCUUUUUUAAGGUACUUUGGCAGGAGUUGAUGAAUAAGCACAUGUUAGUGCAAGUGGUGUCCAAGUUUUCCACCUCUUCAUUCCAAGCUGUGUCAUAGUCCAGGUGCUCAGACUUAACUUCACAUGUACAUAAAUCCUGUAAAUGAAUGUCAGCUUGUGUAACAGCUUGAUAAGAAAGUGUAACAUUUGAAAUAGUUUGAGCUGCUCUUUGCUUCAUUGUUGCACUUUAUGCAUUUGGCUGGUAAAAAAAAUUCAAGCUAACUUGCAGCUCUGAUUGGUCUGUAAACACAAAACGAUGGAAUGAAUUUAAACCGAGCAAAAAGAUGCUUCUGACCAGCGACAGUCACGCUGGUCACAUGCCAAUUGAGCUGAUGUAAAUAUCCCUGGUAUUAGACUGUAUUACCAGCCACUCCCUGGUCAGAAUCUGCAGGUUCACAAAAGCCAUCAUCUCAACCUUCUCAUCCCUUCCUCUGGUUGUUGUGCCUGUUGCUCUGUAGUAGCUGUGAUUUGUGUUUGCUUACUAGUGUAUCAGGACUAUGCAGCAACUUCUACUGGUGUUAGCAAUCAGCAAAUCUCUGAACCUUACAAACUAACGCAGUGUUUUCACGUCAGUUUUUUUAGUACUUAAAUUGGACCAAAUCGCAGGAUGAAAGUACAAAAAGUUAGCUUGGAAGAGGUGACACGUGAGCCUUAAAAUGAGAUGGAUUUGUUUGGUAUUGAGAUGAAAACAGGGUUUAUAGAUGUAAUAUAAAGAAAUUAGGAUAUUUGGAAGCUGUUUUGUGUGUUUUGUCCUUUUGAAAAGCAACAAAAGUGUAAAAACUAGACUUGAAGUGGUCAAAAAAUGAUAAACAAUUUACAGAAAAGAUUAGAAAUCACAUUAAGAGUCUAAAUAGUUUUCAAGAAUUAGCACUUCAUUGUUUGCAUAAGUACAUUUAAGUAGAAUCAAACCAGAACAUGUUGCUGAAUAGUCUAUUUUUGCAAAGCUUUAUGUGGACUAUACAAAGAGUUAAAAAAAAAUAUGUUAUGCGGUAUCUAAUGUCACUGGCGUGCAAAUGUUAAGGGUUUCUAAGUGUUGUAAAUGCAUGUAAAGUUGCUGUGCGAUGAGAAAACACAUUAAUGUAUUGUUUAGGAAAACCUACAUUCUACAUUCCUUUUAAUACUCCAAUAUUUGAUAUUUCUGUUUCUUUUUUUCUAAAGAAUCCUUUGUAAAACUUAAUUUCUCUAUUUUGUACAGGACAUCAUUGUAAAGAUUGUAAAUAGGUCAGCAUUCUGGAUGCGGCAACAAUCAGAACGAGGGGGUAGAAAUCAUCCUUGAGAGAAAAGGUAUAUUUCGUGGGAGGUGGGUCCAGAACUUGGAUAAGACAUGUUUCUGAGGCUUUCAUCCACCUAUCACUGAUUGUUGGAAUCAAUAAAAUACAUGUUAUAUUUAAGCUGUU